GUGCUUGUGUGUACCUACGCCUGACAACUGAGACGCACUCUCAUAUAUUGUAAACAAUCUUGAUUUACUUGAAUUAUUUAGAGCUUUGCAAAGCAAAACAACAACAACAAAGUGGGAAGAAAUUAGGUAUAGAAAAACAAAAUAAAGCUCAAAUAAAAACCAACAAACCACACCACUUAUCUGUAUUUAUGACAUUCACGGUACAUUUUACCAAUUAAACAACAAAUUCGUGACAGUCGGGUCGGGGCAAUUAAGCAAGGAAAUUAGUACUCAAAUCGGCGUUGUUUAACAUUUAUUACGACAACGUCAAUGAGGUUGAUAAGAUAACUGGCGGGAGUGCAGUUCUAAUAGUUUUGUUGCGGCAGGUACUCUCCUCGAAUGCGAAUCUCCUGCACACACAUUUACUGUGCCUGCUGUCAGUAUUGUGUUUGCCCAUUUGUCUCAGCUGCCAUUUGCAUUAUUUUCAAAUUCCAAUUGUAAACGAAGCUGAUAAGGUAACACACGUUCAACAGAAGGCGACUACAACGUUUUUCAAGCUAUCUUUGUGUUUCGUUCAGAGAUCCUAAAAAAGAAAAAUGCCGAAAAUCUAUUUCGUUGGUGUCGAUGUGGGGACAUCUUCGGCAAGAGCUGCACUGAUAACAUCCGACGGCAAAGUUCUCAAGCAGGCUACACGAAAUAUACGCAUUUGGAAUCCAGAACAUGAAUACUUCGAGCAAUCAUCCGACGAUAUUUGGCAAGCUGUUUGCUAUUGUGUUAAGGAUGUUACCAGUGAUGUGCCAAAAGAAGAAAUUGUAGCAAUAUCAUUUGAUGCUACAUGCUCCCUGGUGAUUUUGGGAGAAAACGGAGAAUCUCUCUCGGUGAGUAAAAAUCGUGAAGCGGAACAAAAUAUUAUUUUAUGGAUGGAUCAUAGAGCUCACGAGGAGACCGCCCAUAUAAAUGCCACAAAACAUGAUCUAUUGAAAUAUGUGGGCGGUCAGGUCUCAUUAGAAAUGGAAUUACCCAAAUUGCUAUGGCUCAAGAAUAAUUGUUUUAUGUCAACAUGGACGAAAAUUUGGAGAGCUUUCGAUUUGCCCGAUUUCUUGACGUGGCGCAGUACUGGCUGUGAUUCACGCUCAUUGUGCUCUGUUGUAUGCAAAUGGAACUAUGAUGCUGAGAAAAUGCAAUGGAAUCGAGAAUUUUUUCGAGAAAUCGGUCUAGAAGAAUUGCUCGAAAAUAAUGCCGAAAUAAUUGGAAGCUGCAUACAAGAGCCCGGCACACCAGUGGGUAGCGGUUUAACGGAAAAGGCUGCCUCCGAAAUGAGUUUAUUGCCAGGCACUAUUGUAGGCACCUCUCUAAUCGAUGCUCAUGCCGGAGCUUUGGGUAUGUUCGGUUGCAUAUCCAUGGAAUACAAAUGUGAGUUGGAGGGAAAAAUAGCUAUGAUAUGUGGCACUUCAACAUGUCACAUGAGCUUGACACGCGAGCCAUGUUGGGCCCAGGGCGUAUGGGGUCCAUAUCGCAGCGCCAUCAUUCCAGGUUAUUAUCUCAACGAGGGUGGACAAAGUGCAGCAGGUCUGUUGCUGGAUUAUGUCAUUAAAUGUCAUCCCCAAUAUAUGCACAUAAAAAUGAAAUUAGGCGAUACAGAACACAUAUAUUCUUAUCUUAAUCGAAGAGUUAAAGAAAUUGCUAAAGAAAAGGGUUUAGAUGAUGCUUGUUAUUUGACAAAAGAUAUACAUGUGUGGCCUGAUUUCCACGGUAAUCGAUCACCCAUAGCAGAUCCCAGCCUCAAGGGAAUGAUUUCAGGUGUCAACAUGAAUGUGGAUGAGGAAGCAUUGGCCAUACUAUAUUUGGCCUUUGUGCAAUCUUUAGCGUAUGGCACUCGUCAUAUUAUAGAGAAUUUGGUGAAGCAUCAGCGUGUUCCUGUGCAAACGCUACUCUUUUGUGGAGGUUUAUCGAAAAAUGCCUUGUAUGUGCAAAAUCAUGCCGAUAUAUGCCAGCUGCCUGCUCUUAUACCCGAUGAACAGGAAAUGGUUUUAGUCGGCGCCGCCAUGUUGGGCGCCUGCGCAGCUAAGGUCUAUGAAAAUUUGGAGGUGGCCUCCUCGGCCAUGGGUGGCAAUGGUAAAAUGUUGAAACCUCACUUUUCCACGAAAGACUAUCACGAACGUAAAUAUCAAGUUUUUCUAGAGAUGCUCAAUGACCAGCGUAAAUACAAGGAUAUAAUGAUGUAAACUUUGUUCUGAAUCAUCAAUAAACAUGUUAUGCUUUUA
Messenger RNA from Stomoxys calcitrans (stable fly), 2243 nucleotides. Its product is annotated as FGGY carbohydrate kinase domain-containing protein. The transcript is spliced from 5 exons. Gene Ontology annotation, molecular function: kinase activity; phosphotransferase activity, alcohol group as acceptor. Gene Ontology annotation, biological process: carbohydrate metabolic process. The record is from RefSeq and is a predicted model, not a curated record. NCBI's taxonomy places the organism in Eukaryota, Metazoa, Arthropoda, Insecta, Diptera, Muscidae. The coding region runs from base 576 to 2204 and encodes 542 amino acids.